Molecule: messenger RNA, 6868 nt
Organism: Amoebophrya sp. A120
Lineage: Eukaryota; Dinophyceae; Syndiniales; Amoebophryaceae
Source: the annotation of a GenBank genome assembly
CCAUGUUCGUCGUUGCGUCGUGUGGUAGGUAGAAAAAGUGGAGCAGUUUCAAAGAGUUUGCGUGUUUAUUUGUAUCAUUUUCGACGACAAUCACUUUCAAAACGACCAUCAACUCCCACUAGGCGAUCGCCCAUCGCCCUACGAGAUGAAUCUAUCAUGAGGUUGCGAAGCGUGUGGUCUUACCCACAAUGUAGUUGUACAACUACGAGCUGGAAGUAGUAGAUCUAGCGCGACAAGAACAUCUUCAGGCCGCUCCGGCGCAGCGGAGCUAGCCGCGACAGCGGGUUGGAACAGGCGGCAUUCCUUCGCCGAUUGACAUUGAUAAAAUCGUCAUGGUCGACUCGCAGGAUCGGGUCUUGCUCAAGGUCUCGGUCGAGCUGGCCGAGGGGGUGACAGAGCUGCUCUACGUCAAGCAAGCUGAUUUAAACGCAAAGGACGGCAUACGAAAGUUGGCGGAGGAGUAUCCUUUGUCGCUUUUAUUUGCAUAGCAUGAUUCUAUGAGUAUGAUCGCGCUGUUGAAUAAUAAUCAACCACGGUGCUCACUGCUCCGUCUUCGAGGAGAAGAUAAACGCGAGAUACAAAAUCAAAAAAGGUUUUGUCGCGCCCAGAAUCUGGACCUCACCCGCGUCCGUGCACCGUUGGAGGCACACAUACGCGAAAAUGAAGCUCCAGGCUGGGCCUGCAAAUUACAAGUGGGGCAGCCGCUCACAGUUAGGGGCCCGAGGCCGGUGCAGGAACUCACUGGCAGCCAGGCUCGAGGCGGUGCAGCGCUUUGGCUGCUUUGGGAGUUCUGCGCCCUUCUCAGGUGAGCCGGCUCCGCGGCUGCGCCGGGCGUGGCAUGCGCUUCGUCGCCGGGUGAAGUUUAUAUAUAUGCGGCGGCGCUGCUUUUGUUCUCUCUUGGCAGGCGCUAGGCCGGGGCCCUGCGUGAUGGCAUAGCGAAUGUUUAUCGCGGUCCGUGCCUGCGCCGACUAUGAGAGAGACGCCGCAGCUGCCGCGGCCGCGCAGCAAGGUGCCUCGCCGUCUUCACGUUGAAGCGUGGGCGCGAAAGUCGCGCCGCGUUCUUUCUCUUCACCAAGCUGCGUCGUGCCAUCGGUGCAAAUUCAGAACCGACGGCAUGGCCUCCGUUGCUUGUUGCUAGUACGUAUCGGAGCCGUUUCUCCGCCGGCGCCCGUGUAUUUGCUGCCCUUGGCGGCACGCAAAAGCCGGCCGUCAUCGGAUUUAAGUGAGCCGGGCCCCCCGGCCCGUCGAUGCCGCGACGCCUUCGCGGCAGGCGGGCAAGGUCGGGGCACAGAGCUGGGCUCGCACCAGGCGGGGGAUGACAGUCCAAACAAACCUGCUCUACGUUAUGGCCCCGACCCUCUUCAAGCCAGCGUCGCGCUCCGGCCGAGGCAAGAGCGCUCGACGACCAAAACGCGUGGGCGCUCGUGGCCAGACGGGAAGAGUGGUUUCAUGCGUCCAGCAACCAUGGAAACUAAGCACCUGGGGCCCCCAAAGCGCCCGGCCAUUGUCGGCCUUUCCCAUCUUCAGCACUGCUCGCAUAAUGUGCGCAGUGAACACUGCCACACUCUGCGAAAAGCUGCGCCAUUUUUUCGGUCCGUUAAAAAAAAACCCCGUUCCGCGAGGGUGUUCUGCGAUUUUUCUUUGGUAGGUGAUCACUGUCGGCGAUCACCGUUUUUCCUUCUAUACUUUGUUUCUUUGCAGAGCAUGAAGAUGCUAUGAUCGCACUGUGGAAUGAAAAGAAACCACGUGGCUCCGUCUUCGAGGAGAAAAUAAACGCGGGAUACGAAAAUCAAAAUAGGUUCUGCCGCGCCCAGAAUCUGGACCUCACCCGCGUCCGUGCACCGUUGGAGGCGCACAUACGCGAAAAUGUCGCCGCUGCACAGUUGGAAGAAAAACAGCAGCGGGCAUCGUAUGAGGAGAAAAACUUGCAAUAUAAUUUUAGAAGAUUAUCGGACUGUCGUUGCCAGCAAAAGUACUAAGAAUUUUUUUUGGGUUUCUGACCCAAAUCUUUUGUAGCCUUCACGCAAAAUUGAAUGUUUUCUGUAUGAGCAUGACUUUUCUGUAGCGAGAAGUUGAUCUUAGCAUGCGGAUUGGCGACAAAUCUGUGCAGAAAAGAUCCUUCUUUUUGUUAGAGUUUUCUUCUUAAAUUCAUAAUGCGUCGAGCUCCGGCGGAGCGGGGAACAGAAGGUCGGUUGAAAAUAGCAUGCAGUACCAGCCUCUGGCGGGCGGCCUGGAGCGAAUACUGGACCGGAUCUCGGUCGGAGAGACGAAAAGGGUAUAGGUAUUUUUUGCCGGGGGAUUAUACUAGUUGCGGGUUACCGCAGCAGUACAACUAGGGAAUCAUUCAAGAUUCCUUUUUUAUCUUGCAUUCAAAACCGAAACCGUUUUUCAGGCAACCUCCUCCACUAAUCCAUCGUUCCUGGACCAGCCACCUAAAUCAGCGCGCAGAAGCACCACAGGAAAUUACAAUACGAACCAGUACGUCGAUUCCGACCCCGAUCCGGGCGGCGGGGGCGACAGUACUAACAAUGUUGCAACCUCCGCUUCUAUGCAAGAAAAAAACUGUGUAAGCGUAAGUUUGUGAUGCAGAAAAUGCAAAGCCGCUACAUUUGUCAUGCAGGAAGUGGGUCAUAGCCACACUUCACGCGUGUUUUUACGUACUAGCUGCGCAUAAUGUAAUGCGAAACGAAUUUGUGAUGCUGCUCAUCCUACACAGCUACACCUACACAAAAUUUUUGUUGGAUAGCUUCCUCGCGGCAAAAGAUGCAGCAGCAGAUCCUGCAAAAGCUGAAGUCCGGGCGGUCCCGGUCCCACGUCUUCCGGAGACUGCACCAAGACGGCGCGGAGCGGGCGCUGCGGAUUGACAUUCAACGGAAAAACGAGCAACGCGCGCGGGAAGACCGGGCGAAGAGUCCGCGGGAGAGAAAAAAGAAAAUGAAUGGCGAGUUCGCUGGGGGAACAGGAGGGGGAGCAACAACGUCUUCUAAUCUCUUCCACUCCGUUGUGCGUCAAAGCGAUAGAAGUAUCCAUCCACUCGAAAAGCUGUACCGCGACGCGCAGGACAAGCGCGCCCGACUGGAGCGGCGGGCACAGCAGAAGGAAGAGCUGCUGAAUCUCGAAUUGGCCCAGUACCCCUUCAAGCCACAGAUUCACGCCUCGCAGAAAACGGUUGCCGGGUUGGAGAGCGGGGGGAAGGUGUCACUGAAAACGCGGGAAAAGAUCGAGCAAUUGCGGCAACAGAAAAUGCUAAAGGAGCUGCAGGAUUGCACUUUCAAGCCCGAGAUUGACGAGAGAAGCGCGUAUUUUUAGGUUUUUUUUUCGAACUACUGCUUGUGAAGAAUCUUGAUGAUUAGUACUCAUGCGAAGACUGAAUUGUUACUGUGCCCCUUAAUUGUCAAUCAUGCAACUCACCCAGCAGCACCACUCUGCAGGUUGAUGAUGAAGAGGCGAAUAGAGCGGCUGAAAAUUACGGGGUCACUUAUCCACCGCAAAUCAAAAUUAUCGUACUUCUGAUGAACCACGUAGACAUUGUUUGCAGACGCAGAUCUGCAUGACAAAGAACCUCUCUGUGAUGCAGUGACGCUUGUCAAUAUCAUCCACGAAGGCGAUAUAAUUUUUUUUGCUUUCCAUACUCGUCCAUGACCAUCUGUACGAGGACGCCAAGCGACGGGAAGAGCGCAUGUACGAAUACGCAAACCUCGUUUCGCCUGAGGUCACCUUCAAACCCGAUAUCGGGACGGUAUAACAGUGGAUACAAGUCGUUUAGCAUGCACGAUGAUCUAAGUACAUUGGUGCGUUGCUUUUGCUGUAUCGUAUGCGGUGUUGAAUUCUGCAUCACAAAAAAUAUCUCAUGCCUAGGGACAAUGAUUAUUCUUGAUAAAGUCCACAAAGAAGAACACGAUAUAAAAACCCAGCAGCUCAUAUAUUAAUUCUCCCACCACAGCACAAGGAUCGGCCCCCGCCAGACGCGAAUGUCGCGGACUUUUUCGAUCGCAUGAUGAAGCAGAAGUCUAGCGGACAGCUACAAACGCGUGAAUACGCGCACCAGAAGCUCGGAAUCAAGAUCAAACAGGACCCCAUGGAAAAUUGUUCGUUCCAGCCCCAGGUCGGCCGGCCACCCCACUUCCCGCGGAACGAGGACAAAAAACCGAUUGGCCACUUCCUGUACGAAGUCGGGCAGUACGUCCGGAACUUAAAAGAGGAAAUCGUCGAAGCGAAGCUGCAGGAGGAAGAAAGAAAACGCGUGCCCGUGAUGAGCGAGGUGUCGAAGCUAGUGUAUGAAGAGAAGAAAAAGAAAAAGUUCAAGGUAUAAAAAUAGCACGCAUGCUUUGAUGAGAAACUGUUGUCAUACAUUCACACGUCGAAGAAUUUCAGUUUGUCUUGCGCCGAGCAGCACUUCCUAAACAACGAAAUCUAAAAGUAAAACGAACUAUCAGGAAAUCUUCGAGAAACUCUCCGACGGGAAUUCGGAAAUUAGUCAGGAAGUCUUCCACCUGGAUAUCGUAAGGAAAUAUCCCCCCUCCCCAUAUUGAAAACACAUUCGUCUGAAAAUUUGUGAUGCAGAUUUGAGGUCACAAAUCCUGUCUGUCUUGCAAGAAGGAAAAGCCAGAGAGUCCGCCGCAUUAUGCCGGCGGUUUGUGAUGCUGUUGGGCUUACAGAGCCGACAUCUGUCAUGCUAGUCCCCUACGUCAAAACCUCUCGACCCAGGCUUGGCAUAUGCCUGCAGUCCCCUCCAGCAAGACAGACUUGAUUUGUCUACGCAAAUCCAGCAUCAGAAACUUCGUUUCGAUAUGGGGAGGGGGGGUUUUUCCUUUUGAUACUGGACCAGAUACCCCUCGAGUUUCACGAGUUCCUUCGGCCCAUACUGGCGUACUUGGAGGAGACGAAUGGAAAGUUUGAUUUCCAUGGCUUCAGCAUCACGAUGGAUUAUGUUUUGGAAAAGACCGGCGUGCCCUGCUCGCAUUUGUUUUCCGCCGUGGAAAAAAGAGAAAAGGAGGAACUGCUCGGAAACACAGCGGCUUACGGGUCGGUGAUGUCGCAAAAGUAUUGGGAGGAAUUUGAAAGAUAUUAUCUUGUCAUGCAGGAGAGCCAGCAUGGAAAUGGAUGUUUUCUGUUGUAGUGAUGCUAUGCAACUUCAGAAGUAUAAAAUCUAAAUCAUGAACUAUCAGAGCGACUCCUCGUGGCCCCUACGACCCGACGGCUGCGCACACCUACACGCCCAGAAUAAAUCCCAACUCCACGAAGAUUUUGGAAGAGAAAGGCCGCUUACAGUCCAACGUGCCGGUGCACGAAAGGUUGUGGAGCACGCAUGAGAAAUACCAGCAGCGGACGGAGUUGCGAAGACAGCAGUUGUAUGCAUUGCAAAUAUGUCUGGGUCUGGAAGAGUUGGAACUUGUCAUGCGGAUUCUGGAGUAGGUAUGAAGUUUAUGUUGUAUGAGCACCAAAAGCUUUCCAUUUCUUGCUACGCAAAUAGGGAGUUUCUCAUGCGGGAUAGGCAUCAGGAGGCCAGCGCAAAACCUGUAAUGCUUUUCGUUCGUCAGAGAGCAUUUGUGUGAUCGAGAGGAUGCAUGGCAAACAUCUGCACUCAUCCAGACCCAGACAUAUCUGCACUUGAUAAGUUGGCGGAACAGGAAAUGUUGGAAUGUACCUUCACGCCGAAUCGGUUGAAUCAGGGUACAAACUACUUUUGAGCUGUUGUCCUUGAGUUUUGAAUGACAGAUCUUUUUCGCAUUUGGUUUUCGCAUGAGAAAUUCCGUGCAACAAGUUCAGUUGCGCAUUUCCGUUUUGCAUUACAAAGCGACGAAAGCUGCAUCCCAGGUGCCAAGCAGACCCCCCGCGGCGGCCCAGUAGCGGUAGCCGGGGCAGCUAAAAAUACAACUAUCCCGGCAAGUACAACGAAAUUCGCUCCUGCCUCCCGUACAGCCGCGCCGAAGGGUGCCACGGCACGAAGAUUGUCGGAUAACGCGGAAGUCGACGCCGCACUGGAGGGUGCGGAAACGGCCGUGAAAAACGCAACAGCAGCGGUGGAGCGGGUCAAGAAGACGUCGAGCUGAAGAACAGGUGUCAGCGGAAUUCUGAAAACCGAUGCAGGGGGCGAGAAAAGUGACGGCGCUUCAGCUACUAGUGUAUCCUAACGAUUCAUCACAUGCAACAGACUACCGUAGUUAUCCAUCGCGAGCACGCAAAAUUAGGUUUUAUCGCAAGAAGGCGAAUUCAGAAAGAGUAGGUUUAUCGCAUUUAUGUCAAAGAGAUUGACGAGACCAAACCAGUUGGCUCCACUUAAAGUUAAAACAAUUACAGCCCAAGAGGCAUAGUUUUCAAGAGGAAUCUUCAUCGCGCGGUAGGCUCAACAGUCGCUUUACAGAUUAGAAUGCAGAGAAUAGUUGUGCCGAAAAGGUAUUAAACUAGUAAACUGGGAUGAUUUUUUGUCAGCAAUCCCAGCUAAUGUACACUUCACAUGAGCGCUUGUGAUUUACAAUUGGUGAUAGAGCAGGAACUUUACUUGAAAUUGAAAUGCACCUUGUAUCAAAACGAAAACGCGUGGACUUCUGCGUCAACAGUACUGCAAGCAGAGCAUCGACCCGUUUUGCCGUCUUUUGAACAAACGAAACGAACCCGAUGAACAACCCCCCUUUGAAAGGUUUUAUUUGUUUCCGCGAAGCUACAUCAACACUGGGCGUACAUACAGGCGUCGCUUUCCGUACAAGCGUUGCUAACUUAGUAGUAGAGCAGCCCGUAGAGCGUCGAUUUGCGCCUCUGCGUGUCAUGACAGAAUAAAACACGUGAUCUGCUUCCGUGUUCUGCUUGUAUUUAGCUAGUCGGUCGGACUGAAGACAGCGACUUUGAAGAUGGCCUGUGCAGCUUUAGC